CCGAUCAAUGGCGACACGAAGCGACACCGCCCGAAUAUCGUUCAACAGCACCAAAACGCUAGAUUCUCGCUUUAUUUUAUGGUGUAGCGUGAAGUGAUACGACAAUGAUUGCUGUAUUAAGUGAAAAUUAGUGAAAAAUCCCUGAAAAACAAUGGAAACUGUGAAUGUGAAGCAGGAAUUGGAGAUGGACGAGACGUCCGAGUCGGUGAUGUGGUACCAAAUAGAUGAGAAACCUAAAAUUGAUAAAGUUGAGACUGUUGAGGCUCAAUUGCCAACUGGACAAGAGGUGAGAGUCGUCAGUGCUUCAGUUGUGGCGCAACUUCAGGCGCAAGGACUACAGGGGAAUGACUUGAAUGCGGCUAUAAUGGCGGCGUCACAGCCACAAUCCUCAGUUCAGUCGCAAGCGCAGCAGGCGCAGGCCGCACAAGUGGCCCAGGUGCAGCAGCAUGCGCAGAAUCAGCCGCACGUGCAGGUACAGAGUCAGUCUGGACAGCAGCAGCCACAGGUGAUAACGCUGCAGCAACUGCAGAACUACCUUCCGCAGCAAGUGCAGGCGAUGUCUUCGGCUGACGGCAGCGCGGCAACGACAACGUCUGGAACGCCUAUCAAGACCUUCGUGACAUCGCCGCAGGUUCAGCCGCAAGUGAUAAAUCUACAAGGAUUGCCACAGCAGUUUAUCCAAGGUGGUCAACUGGUGCAGAAUCCCUCGAAUGGAAUGUUCCAAGUGGUGCAGCCAAUGCAGACUCUUACUGUUGACGGUCAGGAGGCUCUGUUUAUACCCAAUAUGGCAAAUUCGCAAUUUGGCGGUGCUCAAGCAGUCCAGAUAAAUGGUCAACAGGCUCUUCUCACGCCUUCAGGUCAAAUUAUUCGGGCACCAACAACCAAUGUUCUGCCCACAAAUAUACUGCAGAACAUGUCUCAACCGAUGCAACUUCCUUCCGCUGGUGGACAAGCUACACUAACAAUUCCGGGAACAAAUAUAACAAUACCAUUAGGGAAUCACACAGCGGCAAAUAGUGCCGGCGCCACGAGUCAGCAGCAACAGCAGCAAUUGGGUGGUCAACAGCCACAGCAGCAGCAACAGCAGCAGUCUGCCCAGCAGCAGAGUCAGCAGAGCCAGCAAGCUCAGGCGCAGCAGCAGAACAGUGCGAGGCAGCAGGCUCAGGGCCAGACGCAACAGUCAGCGACAACGUCCCAGGCGCAGCAGCAACAGCAGCAGCAGCAAACAAUAAUUACCAUACCAGGCACUAACAUUCAAAUCCCCACGUCUGCUGCUACGGCUGGCGGGCUGAUGCAAGGUCAAAAUGUUCAGGUUCGACCGGCCGGAGGACUUCCGCAGGUCGUACAAUUUCCCACCAUGACGCAAACCAUCCCGGUUCAGGUGCCAAUAUCCACGGCAAAUGGACAGACGGUUUAUCAGACAGUGCAUGUGCCCGUUCAGUCGUUCGUCACGUCGAUGCCUGGACUCGUGCAGCCGCAAAUGCAGAUCAUUCCGCAGUUGACGCAAGUGGCGAAUAUCAUCACGCCAAAUGGGCAGAUUCAGCAGAUUCACUUGGCAGCGCCCAUGAAUCCGCUGUCAGGGCUGCAGACCAGUCAGGCCGGCGCCCCGCCGCAGAAUGUGAUCGUGCAACAAGCUACGCCCAACAUCGCCGCCGUGUCCAAUUCUCAGGUGCCAUCUGUGCCAACUUCGGGCGUUCAGAGCGUGAGUGGUCACGAUGCGUCGUUGGGACAGCAGCAGAUCACCAUAACGAAUCCGCAGGGACAGCAGCAGCAGAUCACGGUAAUACCCACUCAGCCUAUGCAGCAGGUGCGUCAGAAUGGUGGAAUUAUCCAGCUGCCCAAUUAUCCUGUGCAGCAUAUCCCUGGCAUUGGAAAUGUGCAGGUGAUUCCGGCGAGUGCUCUCAACAAUGGCAAUGCCAAUGUGUUGACACCAAUGCAGGCUACGCCGACUUCUCAUCCGCAAACCUUCGCCUUGGCACCGCAGCUGAAGCUGGAGCAGCAGCUGAAGCUCGAGCAGCCGCAGAUCAAGCUGGAUGCGCAGCAGAGCGCGGCCGGCGGCGGCGGUGGGGGCGACGUGAAGUGGCUGAUCUCCAAUGCGCCGGUAACGACGCACGCGGGUAUUGCGCCGGUGGCGCAGCAGUUGACGGAGAUUCAGCAGAGUCCGGGAAACGUGGGCACGCUGGUAUCGGCGACGGCGGGCGCGGCGAGUACCACGAGCAUCAACAGCGCCCCCGUAAGCGUCAACAUCAAGGUGAUGGAGGGCACGGAGGUGCCCAAGCCGCGCGUGCGCCGCGUGGCGUGCACGUGCCCCAACUGCACCGAAGGUGAACGUCAUGCGGACAGGAAGAAGCAGCACAUCUGCCACAUUCCCGGCUGCAACAAGGUGUACGGCAAGACGUCACAUCUGCGAGCGCAUCUCCGAUGGCACACUGGCGAGCGCCCCUUCGUGUGCUCUUGGCUCCACUGCAGCAAGCGCUUCACGCGUUCCGAUGAGCUGCAACGCCACAGACGAACGCACACGGGUGAGAAACGCUUCGAGUGCACAGAAUGCAACAAGAAGUUUAUGCGCAGUGAUCACCUGUCCAAGCACAUCAGGACGCACAUCAAGGCGCGGCACAGCAUGGGUCUGUUUGACGAAAACGACGAACUGAAGCCCUUCAAUGGAAUGAAGGACGUGUCCGCGAUGCCGCAGGAGAUUUACCUGAAGGAGCAUCAGGAGGAGUUCGACGAGUCCAAGGCGGACGGCGACGAGCCGGAGAAGAGUGAGGUGAUUAUGACAUUGAUGAUUCCGCGAUCAGACGAGGAGAAUGCCGCAGAGGAGGACGGAGGAAACAUGUGGACGACUUCUGGCCACUCAUCCUCACCCUUGCCGCCGACUGCGACCAAAGUCUUUGACGAAGCUGUGGCGUCCACACAAUCAGCCUCUUCGGACAGCAACGACAGUUCAGACGAGAAGAUGAUGAUCUUGGGCGAUGAUGGACUCGAUGUGUGUGAGAACAGUAACUAGCAUUCGGACAGCCUGCACCAAAUGCAAUUCACGUCUUUUGCGGGGCGAUUUUCAUUUGGGCAGCUCUAAAAUAUUGUACAAAAAAAAAAACACAAACCAUCAUUCAAACGGCGAAAGUGUACAAUAUAUUCCUAAGCCACUAGAAAGUGUAAGUGAAGAGAGAAUGAUAGUUAGAAAUAGCGCGUCAUAUGUGAGAAGAAUCGCAUGAUUGAAUAGACAAAAUGUUACAAAAGAGAGAAGUAUU
Phlebotomus argentipes is the source of this 3251-nucleotide messenger RNA. RefSeq names its product transcription factor Sp4-like. The transcript is spliced from 10 exons. Bases 152 to 3007 code for a protein of 951 amino acids. Gene Ontology annotation, biological process: regulation of transcription by RNA polymerase II. The record is from RefSeq and is a predicted model, not a curated record. Gene Ontology annotation, molecular function: RNA polymerase II cis-regulatory region sequence-specific DNA binding; DNA-binding transcription factor activity, RNA polymerase II-specific. NCBI's taxonomy places the organism in Eukaryota, Metazoa, Arthropoda, Insecta, Diptera, Psychodidae.